UAACGGUCUAACUAAACUAGACCCACACUCACUCACUCAUUCUGCCGCCACAACAUUGUCGGCAACGCCCAAAACGCAACCGUUUUGCUCAAACCGCGGCGGCGUGCCACUCAUUUCUCUUCCGCGCACAAUGCAGCUCCACCGUGUCUCCACCGCGUCCAAGCUGAGCCUCACGUGCCUCAGCCUCGCCUUGAAACUCGUGCUGUUGUACGCCGCGGAGGCACAGCUUCAGCACCGUGGCCCCGACCUACAUUGGUACCCCGGAACCGCCACCUGGUACGGCGACCCCGAAGGAGACGGCAGUACCGGUGGGGCAUGUGGGUAUGGUACGAUGGUGGAUGUGAAGCCGUUCAGGGCGCGGGUGGGAGCUUUGGGGCCAUUGCUGUUCAUGAAGGGGGAAGGGUGUGGUGCGUGCUACAAGGUGAAGUGUUUGGACAAGAGCAUAUGUUCGAGAAGAGCAGUGACAGUGAUAAUUACGGACGAGUGCCCCGGUUGCCCCUCUGACCAAACACACUUCGAUCUCAGUGGUGCCGCGUUUGGCCGCAUGGCUAUUGCUGGCGAGAACGGUCCACUCAGAGACCGUGGUCAAAUCCCCGUCAUUUACCGCAGAACACCUUGUAAAUAUCCAGGAAGAAAAAUUGCCUUUCAUGUUAACGAAGGCUCCACCCCAUUUUGGCUAUCACUUCUGGUUGAAUUUGAGGACGCAGAGGGAGAUAUUGGCUCCAUGCAUAUACGAGAAGCAGGGUCUACUGAGUGGCUACAAAUGAAUCACCUUUGGGGUGCAAAUUGGUGCAUUAUUGGAGGACCUUUAAGGGGACCAUUCUCAGUGAAAUUGAGCUCUUCCACUGGGAGAAGCCUCUCUGCAAGAGAUGUUAUUCCAACCAAUUGGGUUCCAAAGGCCACUUACACCUCUCGCCUAAAUUUCUACCCCUAGUCAGUCACAACCUUUGGUGCAAUUGGUACAAGCUCUAGUACACCCAAGGCUUCUUCCCAAAGAGGGUAACUAAUAAGUACAUUUUAACUAGUUAAAGUUGGUCACGUCCCAUAACGCAAAAAUAGGCUUCAUGGGCUUCCAACUUUCUCUUUUUUUCCCUCUCUUUGCUAUGUAUACAUUAGUUUCUCUUCUUUUUAUUACCCCUUCCCCCCUUUUUUUUAUGAAAAGUAGCCAUUUGGAGUGCACAAGGGCAUCCAAUGGUCCUUCUUCUUUCUUAAUAUUUUUUUUUAUAUUGCUUUGGUAUACCUACUUUUCUGGUGUGUUGUAACUGCUGGUAGUAAAUGUAAUGUAGCCCUCUCCAAAUCGGAGAGAGAGCGUGUAGUUUAGCAUCCUUUAAUUCCUCAUGGGGUUGAAUGUGUGUAGUGAUUCCAUUGUUUUUUUUAAUGGAUAUUUUCUCUGGACCCA
Molecule: messenger RNA, 1399 nt
Organism: Glycine soja
Lineage: Eukaryota; Viridiplantae; Streptophyta; Magnoliopsida; Fabales; Fabaceae
Product: expansin-B3-like
Exons: 4
Coding region: 131-934 (267 amino acids)
Biological process (GO): sexual reproduction
Cellular component (GO): extracellular region; plasmodesma
Source: RefSeq, a predicted model, not a curated record